Messenger RNA from Metarhizium album ARSEF 1941, 1140 nucleotides. Its product is annotated as Sas10/Utp3/C1D. The transcript has a single exon. Gene Ontology annotation, cellular component: small-subunit processome; nucleolus. The record is from RefSeq and is a predicted model, not a curated record. Lineage: Eukaryota; Fungi; Ascomycota; Sordariomycetes; Hypocreales; Clavicipitaceae. Gene Ontology annotation, biological process: maturation of SSU-rRNA from tricistronic rRNA transcript (SSU-rRNA, 5.8S rRNA, LSU-rRNA). The coding region runs from base 1 to 1140 and encodes 379 amino acids.
AUGGCUGCUUCGACUACCCUGCCGGCGCUGCUGGCUUCUUUGACUCAGUCAUUGUCAUUGACGCAAGAGGCGACUCCGAAAAUUGCCGCCAUCCAUCACCCCAGGGAUGGUAUUUCGCUGCUCGACGUAAAGAACGAGUUGCUCCUCUCAUACCUGCAAAAUCUCGUUUUCCUAAUCCUCCUCAAACUCCGCAAUCUGAAAUCCGAAUCCCAAAGCAGCACCCAGCUGGACGAGCCGGUUCGAGCCAAACUUGUCGAGUUGCGCCUGUACCUCGAGAAGGGCGCCAGGCCACUCGAGGAAAAGUUAAAGUUCUCCAUCGAACGCUUCCUGCGAACGGCGCAAGACGCCCAGCGACAGGAAAGAGAAAAAGAACAACAAUCCAAAGCCAAGGACAAAAGUAAUGCAGAUGACGACGGGUCUGCGUCCGGCUCCGCAUCCAACUACAGCCAAGAGUCUGACCCGGACAGCGAACCAGAUGAUCGGCCACAAGCUCGGAAAGGCAACAUGGGGCCAGCGCCCAACAUUGCAGCCAUGGUCGAUGAGAUUCCCACUAGCCGUGGCGGACGGGAGGAAGGACCACCGGGCGUCUACCGUCCGCCGAGGCGAGACCGCGUUCUCAUGGAAUCGUCACGGCCUCACGAAAAGACUCAACGCAGAGCUCACAAGUCACACACAAUGGAAGAGUUCGUCAAUGAUGAACUCGCCACUGCUCCCGUGGCCGAGCCCAGCAUCGGCACAACUAUCGUCCAGGGCGGUCGGAAGAUGAAAACUGCCUCAGAGCGCAAGGAAGAGGACGAGCGUCGCGAAUACGAAGAAACAAACUUCACCCGUCUUCCCAAGGAGAGCAAGAAGGAACGCGCCAAGAAGGCCCGCGCAGCCGGUCGCAGCGGUCGCAUGCAGUUUGGUGGCGAGGAGUGGCACAGCUUGGGUGAGGGCGUUGAUCGGAUCGACCGCUUGACCAAACGCAAGGGGCCUCCUGGUGGCGGAGUACGUGAGAUGCUCGAGAAGAGCAGGAAGCGUGGUUUCGAUACGUCGGAUGGCCCAAGGGGGAGUGGUCGCAGCGCGGAGAUGGGUGAGCGGUUUCAGAAGAAGGCCAGGAUGCUGCAGGCUGGUCGGAGAGAUAGAGGCAAGAACAGGUAG